Messenger RNA from Zingiber officinale, 1092 nucleotides. RefSeq lists its product as uncharacterized. The record is from RefSeq and is a predicted model, not a curated record. Lineage: Eukaryota; Viridiplantae; Streptophyta; Magnoliopsida; Zingiberales; Zingiberaceae. The transcript has 4 exons. Bases 197 to 712 code for a protein of 171 amino acids.
UUUAUUUAUUCGUUUAUUCCUGCUGUUCUUCGUCUCCGUCAUAUAAAUCUGUUCCAGAUCGACCCCCUUGGCCUCCCACCUCUUCUUCCCUCGCCUCGUUAUACUGCUGAGAUUUUCACCGUCUUCUUUUGUCGCGAGUAGGGUGCUGGCAGCAAAGGCGUUGCAAUCGCGCAACUCGAAGGGAUCGGAGCAAAACAUGAAUCACUGCGUGAUGCAACAGGCGAACGCCUUUGCUGCUUGCGAAGAGAUCGGGGCCGCCUUCGCUGUCGCCGAGCGCAGGACCCCGGUGUUCUGCCCCAAGCCUCGGCGGCUCAGUACGUUCGCCGCCGUCGCUGAUCCCGAACGGCCUCUUCGGUGGCGCUCGAGUCAUCAAAUGGAUUUCUCCGAUUCGAAGGCUGGAGCAGAUCUCCUUGAGAUAUUUCAAUCAAAGGGUGGAGAACAGAAUCAAAUAGCUUCUUCGCCGCCCUUCUUCUGUGGCUCGCCUCCGAUCCGCGCGUCGAACCCCGUCGUCCACGACGCCCGCUUCGGCGAUGACCGCCCGCCGGCGCCCUUCGCCUCCUCACCUCAAACCCAACCCGGCCCGUCGAUGCCCCCCAAGCAUGGCUUCGCCCUCGCCAAGUUCGGCCUGGUGCCGGCGGCUGUUCGCGUGGAGGGCUUUGACUGCCUCAACCGCAGCCGCCGGAGCUGUAGCAGCAUCACCGCCGUGGCUUAGAAAAAUCCUCACCCCAUCUCUUUUUGAAGCUCUGCGCCACCAAAUCACACCAACCGAUCAAAACCCCAAAAAAUUAGGCUCUCAGCAAUAGCAACCACACAAAAUCACCAGAAUUUUUGAAGUCAGUAAUAGGAGCUCUGAGGUAUUCUGCAAAACUCCAUUUUUCCAGCACCAAUCUUUCCGUUCGUAACGGAAAGCUCUUAUGUACAUACAAAAUAUGAGCGAGAGAAGCAGACGAUGCAACAUCCACCUUUUGUUUUCAGUUUCAGAACGAUUCUUGUAAAAAUAAAAUAAAAUCCUAGCUUUGUCCCAGAACUGUGUAAAUAUUCACCAUGUAUAAAGAGGAAAAACAAAUAUAUGCUUGAAUUGUGUUCUCUAAA